AAGGCGAUUUGAUUGGCGCCUGGACAAGAUGGCAGCGGCGCGUGGAGCUUGGUGUGUGCCAUGCCUCGCUUCUCAUGAAACUCUCCAGGAAUUCUGUAGGAAAGAAAAACUGAUCUGUAAAUGCAUUGGAAUUACCAAAAGAAAUAUAAACAGCUAUGAAGUGGAAUAUUUAUGUAAUUAUAAAAUAGUAAAGGGCUUGGAAUAUUUUCUUGUUAAAUGGAAGGGAUGGCCGGAAUCUUCUAAUACCUGGGAGCCCAAAGAAAAUCUUAAAUGUUCAGCACUUUUAAAGCAGUUUUACACAGACCUUUACAAGUAUUUAAAUGAACUGAGGCAUAAUAAAACAGGAGCAUCAAAAGACAGUAUUAAGUGUUUGGAACCAGCAGUUGCAGACUAUUUAGUCAAAAAGGCUAAACAACGAAUUGCACUGCGCCGCUGGGAGGAAGAGCUUAACAGGAAAAAAUCGCACAAUGGAAUUAUUUUUGUGGAAAAUAUAGUGGAUCUAGAGAGCCCGCCUAUGGACUUCUACUACAUUAAUGACUACAAAGCCUCUCCUGGAGUUAUUACUUUGGGUGAAGCCAUUGUUGGCUGUGAAUGCUCAGAUUGCUUUGCAGGUAAAUGUUGCCCCUUGGAGGCUGGGGUUGAGUUUGCCUACAAUGAACAGAAACAAAUUAUAAUACCGCCAGGGAGGCCUAUUUAUGAAUGCAAUUCAAGAUGCAAGUGUGGUCCAGAUUGUCCCAAUCGGGUGGUGCAGAAGGGUCCACCUUACUCGUUAUGUAUCUUUAAGACGCACAAUGGUCGUGGCUGGGGCGUACAGACUCUUCAGAAAAUAAGGAAGCACAGCUUUGUGAUGGAAUAUGUUGGGGAGGUAAUAACAAGUGAAGAAGCGGAGAGAAGGGGUCAGCAGUACGACAGCAAAGGAAUUACAUAUCUCUUUGACCUAGACUAUGAGGCAGACGAGUUCACUGUGGAUGCAGCUCGAUAUGGGAACGUUUCACACUUUGUAAAUCACAGUUGUGACCCAAAUCUUCAGGUGUACAAUGUCUUUAUUGAUAACCUUGACGUACGUCUUCCCCGAAUUGCACUGUUCUCCACAAGAAACAUUAAAGCCGGAGAAGAACUUACAUUCGAUUACCAAAUGAAAGGUUCUGGUGACCUUAGUUCAGAUUCCAUUGACUUGAGCCCAGCUAAGAAGAGAGUUCGGACUACGUGCAGAUGCGGAGCUAAGACGUGUCGAGGAUAUCUUUAACACUCUCUGUAGAUAUCCAGUACAUAUUUUACUAUGAUGUGACAAGGUUUAUUUAAAAAAAAAAAUCAGAAAUGAUAUUUUAGUGAAAUACUUUGUAUGAAAUGCUUAGUUUUGUGUGUUUAUUUUACAAAAUAAAUUUUAAUACUUAUUUUUAAAUUUGUUUGCUUUUUUAAUAUUGAUAAAAAUAAUGUUAAACAUGCACAACAGUAAAAUACAACUUUGCUUGCUCAAGACUUGAAGACCUUUUUUAUUAAAUGAGUUAAACAACAAA
Molecule: messenger RNA, 1517 nt
Organism: Bombina bombina (fire-bellied toad)
Lineage: Eukaryota; Metazoa; Chordata; Amphibia; Anura; Bombinatoridae
Gene: SUV39H2
Product: SUV39H2 histone lysine methyltransferase
Exons: 6
Coding region: 29-1246 (405 amino acids)
Cellular component (GO): nucleus
Molecular function (GO): histone H3K9 methyltransferase activity; protein binding; zinc ion binding
Source: RefSeq, a predicted model, not a curated record